Molecule: messenger RNA, 2336 nt
Organism: Triplophysa rosa
Lineage: Eukaryota; Metazoa; Chordata; Actinopteri; Cypriniformes; Nemacheilidae
Gene: dnase1l1l
Product: deoxyribonuclease I-like 1-like
Exons: 8
Coding region: 427-1308 (293 amino acids)
Biological process (GO): DNA catabolic process
Cellular component (GO): nucleus
Molecular function (GO): DNA nuclease activity
Source: RefSeq, a predicted model, not a curated record
UUCCAGACUGACCUGCACUGACACAGCUCAUUUAAAAGGAAGCACACAUAUUCACACGCUGCCCCUCCCUCUGCCCAUCACUGCAUUUCAUCAUGCUUUCCUGUGUAAAAUACUGUUACAGAGUCCAACUCCAUAACCAUCUUAAAACCUUAAAGCUGUCAAACAGGGUGAGUCAUUUUGUGCCUUUUUGAGUGCCUUUUGUAAGGAAUUCGUUUUUAAGAAAUUAAUUCGUAAUGGUUGAAUUAUGAAACGGAAUAAGCAAACCAAAAAAAUGACACAACUCUAAGCCUGGGUGUAACAAGGAAACUACAGUACCACAGAGAUUGUUAUAUACUGUAUGUGCAAAAUGUUUUUGCAUAAUUUUGGUUAAUCGUGUCUUUCUUUUAAAUAUUUUUUGAUGAAUUUAACUUUUAGAAGUUCUGAUAAAUGAGGUCACCUGUUCUGCUGGCUUGUUUCGUGGGAUUAUGGACUACUGUAAAUUCACUGAAGAUCUGUGCCUUCAACAUACAGAGCUAUGGGGAAGCAAAGGCCAGCAAGAAGCAGGUUAUGGAGAUUUUGAUCAAGAUUAUUUCACGAUGUGAUCUGAGUUUGAUUCAGGAAGUUCGAGAUUCUAGAGGUAAAGCCAUAUCUGCGCUGUUGAUUAACUUAAACAGGUAUGACAUAUCUCACAUUUACACCCAUCUGGAAAGUAAACGAAUGGGGAAGUCAACAUAUAAAGAGCAGUAUGUGUACAUUUACAGAAAAAAUAUGCUACAGGUGCUUGAGCAAUACCAGCACCUUAAGUUAAAUGAGACAGCGGCCGAAUCGCAGGUGUUCUCCAGAGAGCCGUUCAUCAUCCGGAUCCAUUCUCCCACAACCUUGAUUAAGAACUUUGUCCUCAUUGGUCAACAUACUUGUCCAAAGAAUGCAAUGAAAGAAAUGGAGGUGUUGUACGAGGUCUUCCAAACAGUCAGAAAGAAAUGGAAAACUGAGAAUGUGAUGUUUCUGGGAGAUCUAAAUGCUGCUUGCAGCUACACUACUAAUAAAGGACUGAGAAACGUCCAUCUCAGGAGUGACCCAAAGUUCCAUUGGCUGAUUAGAGAUGAGCAGGACACCACAGUUCGAGACAAAACACACUGUGCUUAUGACAGGAUUAUUAUUCAUGGCAAAGAACUCAUUUCUGGAAUAGUUCCAGAAUCUGCUCAGCCGUUCAACUUCAAACAAGAGUUUGGUCUCUCAGAAGAAGAGGCUUUGGAAAUCAGUGAUCAUUAUCCUGUAGAGGUUGAUUUAAAACCGAACCAUCGCUACCUCCUGCGGCAUGAACUGUGAAAAUGUGCGAACAUGUGGAAUCCUGCUAAACAAAAAUAUAUGUAUCUGUAUUCCACAGUACGAUACUGUACUCACCGAAACUCAUGCUUAAAACACCAACAUCAGAUAUCAUUUUAUUUUUACCACAAUGUUGCCCUGCAAUAAAACACUAACAGCAGUGCCUCGUGUAACGGAGGCCAGCGAGAGAGAGCUGUGCGAGUAAAACUCACUCCCCGACCAACAGACAUGCUCUAGCGACAGAUGCUAGAGGCUGCGGUCUUUAGCCUCCUCGUCAGAGCGCCUGUCUCCCAUCCGGACCAACGCCGGUUCAAGGCCCGCGCAGAGCCAUGCGAGUAGGACUGGUUACACUCGCAUGUACAGUUGCGUUUACUGGUAGCAUGGAAUGUGACCUCAUAAGUGAUCAAGUGAAAUGCAAUAUACAAAUUAUUUUUAGCAAUAUUUCAUGUAGUACAUUUAUAAUGAAAAGUGAUGAAUGUAUUUAUUUUUUAACGAAUCUUGCAAUUCAUUAUAGGAUUGCUUGUUUUGCACAACAGAUACAUCCAUUGGUGCCUUAGUAUCUAAGGUACUUUUUAAUAACAUACUUCAGACACAUUUGUCAGUUGCGAUGGCUUCAAAUGCUGCCUUCCUUCAUAGCUUCUAGAUUUGGAGCAGAGCAAUAGUCAGCGGUUUAGAAGCACUGAAUUAGUGCCAUAGAGAGAAUAUAAACAGAGACACCAAAGUCAUUUAAAACAACAGAUGUUCUCACCCAAUACAUUGUUAAACAUAACAACAGGAAGAAAAGCAUUGUCCCUGUUACUAAACUAAUAAAGCCAUGCUGAACAGAAGAUCUCUUUCAGCCAAUAAACUGUUGACAUAAAAAUAACUUAAAAAGAGCCAAGAAUGAGUAUGUUUUGAUAUUGUGAUGCUUUAGUGCUCAUCUAUAUUAGGCUAUCUUCAAAGUUUGAUGUUGGUAAGAGCGUUGAUAUCGUUUGAUUUUAAUAAUAAUAAACCUGUCUUUAUUUUCCAUGCCUCACUAUCCUAAUAAAAAA